CGGCGCUCAUGUUCUGUUGUUGACGUCAAUGGCUGCUUAACAUACGACGACGAUCGAUCUCAGCAACUCCUUGCAGCUGAAGUCACUAUAUUUCCAUCCCACACGUCAUUUUCACAAUGACGCCGAGGGUGACACAUGUCUGCAAGAAAAGGUUCACAUAAAUUGCAGCAGAUAACAAGAGUGAAACUGAAACAACACGAAUCAUGACUUGGAAUAUCCCAUAACAGAAUACUAUGUCCGAUAAAUAUUUCUGUCCACGUCUUAUUGACUACAUCCUGAUAGUGGGCAGUCGACAUCCAAAUAACAACAACAAUGUAGCCCAGACCCCCGAGCUUCUACGACGUUACCCUUUGGAGGAUCAUCACGAUUUUCCUUUGUCGCCAGACGUCAUCUUCUUCUGCCAGCCAGAAGGAUGUAUCAGUGUGGGUCCCAAGCGCAUGAGCUUGAGAGAGACGACUUCAUUUGUGUUCACAUUAACAGAAAAAGACACAGGGAAAGUGCGAUAUGGAAUCUGUGUGAAUUUUUUUCGACCAAUAGAGAGAAAGGUGUCCGAGAAAUCAAAAUCUCUGAGUGCAUCUUGGGCAGAUGAUAAUGGAAAUACGGAACUGGACAGAAGAAAGUCACCUAAAACUAAGCGAAAAUUGAAGACAGCAAGUCGUGUUCGAAAUAAUACUUUAACAUCACUGUGUAUUGUUACUCAUCAUCCAUUCUUCUCAACAUUCCGAGAAUGCCUGUUCAUUCUGCGCAAACUUAUAGACGCUUGCCAUGAUAGAAGUUGUACCAAAAGAAUUGGUGGAUCCAAAGCAAUAUCAAGGGACACAGUUUGGGGAGUGUUGACAGGACAGGGGUCAGACAACCUGACAGGCCUUGUGAUGCAUGAAGUCAAAGAAAUAGAAACAUGGGUUCUGAGACUUCUAAGUGCACCAGUACCUGUCCCUGGGAAGACCAGAGUUGAGGUUCAGGUGUUGCCAAAAGAACUGGAAGCCCCACUGUUGUUUGCCCUGCCCGAUCACACUAGGUUCUCUUAUAUAGAUUUUCCCCUCCAUCUCCCACUAGAACUUCUUGGGGUGGAUACCUGUCUAAAGGUGCUUACUGCCAUCAUGCUGGAAUACAAGGUUGUGAUGCAGUCUCGUGACUACAAUGCCCUCUCUAUGAGUGUGAUGGCCUUUGUUGCUAUGCUGUAUCCUCUAGAAUACAUGUUUCCUGUGAUUCCAUUGCUGCCAACCUGUAUGUCCUCUGCAGAACAGCUGCUCUUAGCCCCAACACCAUUCAUUAUCGGGGUGCCAGCAAGCUUUCUUCCAUACAAGAAUGUUAAACUGCCUGAUGAUGUCUGGCUUGUGGACCUUGACUCAAACAAGAUGACAAUAGGCAGAAAUGAAGAAUUACCUCCCCUGCCUGAACCAGAGGGAACACACUUAAGAAAUCACUUAAAGCAGGCUUUAGCAAGCAUGUCCAUGACCCCACAGCCAAUAAAGAACCUGGAUGCCCUAGCCCAGAAUCCAGAUACCUGGAAGAGACGAGAGAGUUUCUCUUCUCAGACUGGAUUUAAUCCACUUAUUUAUGGGAAUGAUGUGGAUUCUGUUGAUGUAGCAACCAGAGUGGCCAUGAUUCGGUUCCUGAAUUCUUCCAACAUUCUGGGUAAUUUCUCGGAGCACACCAGAACGUUACGACUGUACCCCAGGCCUGUCGUGGCAUUCCAGAUGUACAGUUUUCUCAAGUCUCGCCCAACUCGAAGUCUCUUCACAGCUCGACUUGCUCGCACUCAGGCGGUGGAGUAUUUUGCUGAGUGGAUAUUAAGUCCAAAGAAUGUGGUUUUCCUAAGAGUACAGACUUCAGUGUACGACCCACUUCUGAUUGGUGACAAACCUAAAUGGUACGCCCAUCAGCUCCAACCAAUAGAAUUCAAAGUUUAUGAUGAUGGAUCCUCAUUGGGCACAGCUUUAUCAUCAGCAACUGGCAUUUAUAGUGAUGAAAAUCCAACAGAUGAGAGUGGCAGCGACAGUGACGGGGCUGACAGCACAAGCUCCUCCUACUCAUCUCUGAGUGAUUACGUCACUGAUAUGAUCAACAGCGAAAUAGAUGGGGACACACCAGACGUGACAGGGAGUGCAUUUGUUCCUGAGAAUCAGGUUCUUGCAGUAGAUGAGUCUAAGGUAUACUCCCCUCCAGAUAAACUUCAGCUUCCCGAGACGUCUGUCACAACCAGUGACUCCGCCUUCUCCAUGCUGGAAAGUGAUCUCAGUAGCUCAGAAUCCUCCAGUCCAACAUACAGCAAAGACCCCCCUGGUCAAGGUCAGGAAGAGGUCAACAAACCACAGAUCAAAGGUCAACCUCCUGCAGAGCUUGGUGGUGAAAGAUUUCGGUAUGAUUCUGGUAAUGUCACCCCAACUCUAAAUUCUUUAACAAGUCGAACAGAGAGCGUUGGCUCAAACAACAGUACUCCAGAGCUACCAAAGAGGCCACCUCUACAGCCAUUGACUCGAAGUUUGAAUUCAGCUUUUGAAGCUUAUGAGAAGCCACUGUCAUCUGGCAUUAGGGGAACAGAAAACUUAGGAAUUCCAAAUUUUAGGAAGGAUAGCAGUAGUACCAGGUCUAGUCCACACCCAAAGGGAGAUCGAACAUCAACCCCUGAUUCUUUGAUGUCCACAAUAAGUCAUUUCAGUAAUGAGUUGACAGACAUUGCACAGUCUGCAAGCACAACAAUGUCAGAAUUUUUUGCUUCAGAUGAGGAGGAGGUGCUUGAACGGAGAUCAGACCCUGGAUCGACAAGAUCACCACACACAACUCAACAAAAGUCUGCUAAACCAUUUGCUCCUCUUGGAAAUCGUAAAGCCUUGGUAGAAAAGUCGGGAUUAGUUAAACAUGCCACUAACAGGAAACAGAAAGAGGCUGGGGUAAAACCAGGCUCCUCAGACAACAGGAGUGUUUCUAACAGUGAGAACCAGAUGUUUCUUAAGGAAGUAGUAAACAGUGUCCUGGAGGGUCAGGGUGUCAGCUGGCUAAAACUAGGGAGGAUCCGUAAAUUGAUGGAGGACGAGAACUACAGAAAUUUCAUCGUCAGCAGACUGAAUCGUAACUUGGACAAGAAAUUGUCAGAUGAUAUCCCUCACCUAGAAGAUGUGCCCCUGAACAAGCCAGUAUACAAGGGUAUGUUGACACUGGUGAAGGCCAUUAUCCAUGGUCUGGAGCACACCUACCAGAACCAUGGACUUGGAGGCAUGGCCAGUGCCUUCAUGCUGCUGGAAAUCAUUCAUACUCAUUACUGGAAUAAAGAAAACAUUGCAGGCAGUGUACAAAGCAGUGCUCCAUCUGAGGUGUCCUCUCCUGCUGGUAGUCCUGAGAGCUCAAUAAAGAGUGAAGACUCACCACAGCAGUCAGAAACACACAGUCUACAGGACGAGCAGAUGGUCACAUUAGGCUCUCAACGUUCAGGGUGGUGGUCAGAACGACCCACUUCUUCCUCUGCAGCCUACCAUUUUUCUGACCUUUCGACCUCUAGAACUGAACCAGGUUCACCUAUAUUGGUCAAUGGAGAGGAAUUUCAGAAUAUAGAAAUUCAUACAACAUCAGAGAAAAGAAGAAGACAGAAAAUGGUUGUGUUAGACCAGAACCGAAACACUGCUAAAAUGUCACCAGGGCAUCACUGUGAUAUAAUUGUAACAAAUUCUCCAAAUGAUCCUAACUCACCCACACAACUGGAUGUGAUGAGACAAAUGGUGAAAAACAAGGAGUUGAUGGGAGAAAUUAACUUUGACAAGCGCUGCAGCAUCGAGUCGGAAAUGUCAGAGGCCAGCACUCUUAUCAGCACCAGCUCAGAAAACAUUGGGGAGGAGGAGGGUCGCAGGAGGAGGAGAAUCAACCACCACAGCAUUCGGAGUACAUUGUCUGAUAGCGAGAUGGAAAUGUCAGGGGUAGUGAACUAUAACAAGAAAAAUAGGUCACCAGGGACCUGGACCAGCAAGAGCAAUCUAAGUACAGGUUAUCGUUAUUACGAUGGAAAAAUGGUCAACACUUCACCAAUUCCACACUCAAGUCACAGUCCAGAAAAUGCCAAACAGUACUUAUUUGAGGCUUUGAUUGGAAAAGAUCGCAGCCGUUUAUGGGAUCAGAUGCAGUUCUGGGAGGAUGUAUUUUUAGAUGCAGUGGCUCAGGAAAGAGAUAUCAUUGGAAUGGAUCAGGGUCCAGCUGAAAUGAUUGACAGGUAUGUGUCAUUGGGAGACUUGGAAAGAAAGAGGUUGGAACACGAUGAGGACAAACUGCUGGCCCACAUGUUGUACAAUAUCACAGCCUUUAUGGUGAUGAUGAGAGUGUCCAAGACAGAGGUCAGGAAGAAGAUCCGGAGACUGCUGGGGAAAUCCCACAUAGGACUGGCCUACAGUGCAGAGGUCAACAAUCUCCUGGACCAGAUAGGGAACCUGCAUGGAAAUGACAUUGAUUUGAGGCCUAUGCAGAGCAGAUUCAUGCAGAAACAGUCUUUCACAGUCCACUGGGGAGGUGAUAACACAGGGGAUAUGUUAUUUAUGGAGGUUUGUGAUGACUGUAUUAUAUUGAGGAGUGUGACAGGGGCUAUCUGUGACAGGUGGUGGUAUGAGAAACUCGUCAACAUGACUUACUGCCCUAAAACCAAAGUCCUGUGUCUGUGGCGGAAGCAUGGGGAGAAAGUCCAGCUAAACCAGUUCUAUACAAAGAAGUGUAGGGAACUUUAUUUCUGUGUCAAAGAAUCUAUGGAAAAAGCAGCAGCAAGGAACAAUGGAAAAUUACCAGGACCAGAGCUUGGUGGGGAAUUCCCUGUCCAAGACAUGAAGUCAGGACAAGGAGGUCUUCUCCAAGUGUGCAUGGAAGGCAUUGGAUUACUCUUGGCCAAUAGCAAGUUAUUUAUUGAGCUAGGUCGAAUCAAGAAAUGUUUCACCCAGAAAGGCGGGAUUUUUGUAUUAGAGGAAUUUGAUUCCAAGGAUCGGCAAGUAAUUCAACACAAAUUCAAGUCCAGAAUGGCCAAUCAGCUGGCAUUCAUGGUUCAUCGCAUCUUUACUGUGCAGCAUGCCCGCUUAAGAUCAUUGAAAGAAAUAGAAAGUCCCUCUGGCAGCUGAUCAGAUUUGUUAUGCUGUCCUCUGUGUUUUCUCCUAUGUUGCAGCAGGAAUGGAGCAACAACAACAGCAACGAAGGCAGAC
Molecule: messenger RNA, 5168 nt
Organism: Saccostrea echinata
Lineage: Eukaryota; Metazoa; Mollusca; Bivalvia; Ostreida; Ostreidae
Product: MAP kinase-activating death domain protein-like
Exons: 36
Coding region: 234-5087 (1617 amino acids)
Biological process (GO): regulation of apoptotic process; regulation of Rab protein signal transduction
Cellular component (GO): cytosol
Molecular function (GO): guanyl-nucleotide exchange factor activity
Source: RefSeq, a predicted model, not a curated record